Staurois parvus is the source of this 342-nucleotide messenger RNA. Lineage: Eukaryota; Metazoa; Chordata; Amphibia; Anura; Ranidae. The record is from the annotation of a GenBank genome assembly.
UCAUCAGAUCCCGCCCAGAGAUUCCCCACAAGCAUCUGGCGAUUGCUGAGGAACAAUGACAGGGGAGAGGUCUGUAUCAUUCUGGUUUGUAUUGCUCUGCAUAGCAGAGCAAUACAAAGCAACAUGCUUACAUAGUAAAACACACGCAGCACACAUAGUAAAACAGCACACAGCUAACCCUUUGAUCGCCCCAGAUGUUAAGCCCUUCCAGCCCAGUGUCAUUAGCACAGUAUCAGUGCUUUUUAUUAGCACUGAUCACUGUUUUAGUGUCACUGGGGAUGUCAGUUGAAGUUAGUCAGUUCCCACCCCCCCAGUUUCAGAAUGCCUGCAUUUCUGCUAUAA